CCGUCUCAGCUGAUGGGUCGGGACACACGCUCGCGCUCGCGGUCGGCUGGUCGCAGGGGCCGCAGGCAACGGAGCCGGAGCCGAAGUCGGAGCAGGAGCCAUGGGCGGCGAAACCGCCGGCGCCGGGACGACGAAGUACGGCGCAGGCGGAGGCGGCAGAGCCGGGAGCGCAGGUCAGCCUCGGAGGAACACCGGUGGCAGCGGCCGCGGCGGCAGAGCCAGAGCCCGCCGCCCCCGCGGUGGCGCUCCCGCGGCCGCUCCUCCCAGUCUGACUCCGAGGAGGAGUGGCAGGAGCAGCAGCGGGGCCGCCGCCGGCGGACGCGGUCUUGGUCCCCGGGCUCCUCGGCGUGCAGCUCGGCCUCCCCCGACCACUCGCAGAGCCCGCGGGCGGCGGCGGCGGCCCUGAGCCACCAGCACAGCCUGCAGGAGCGGCUGCGGCUGCGUGAGGAGCGGAAGCAGCAGGAGGAGCUGAUGAAGGCCUUCGAGACCCCCGAGGAGAAGCGGGCGCGGCGGCUGGCCAAGAAGGAGGCCAAGGAGCGGAAGAAGCGUGAGAAGAUGGGCUGGGGCGAGGAGUACAUGGGCUACACCAACACCGACAACCCCUUCGGCGACAACAACCUGCUGGGCACUUUCAUCUGGAACAAGGCCCUGGAAAAGAAGGGGAUCAGCCACCUGGAGGAGAAGGAGCUGAAGGAACGGAACAAGAGGAUCCAGGAAGACAAUCGCCUGGAGCUGCAGAAGGUGAAGCAGCUGCGGCUGGAGCGGGAGCGGGAGAAGGCCAUGCGCGAGCAGGAGCUGGAGAUGCUGCAGCGGGAGAAGGAGGCCGAACACUUCAAGACAUGGGAGGAGCAGGAAGACAACUUCCACCUGCAGCAGGCCAAGCUACGCUCCAAGAUCCGCAUCCGGGACGGGAGGGCCAAGCCCAUCGAUCUGCUGGCCAAAUACAUCAGCGCCGAGGACGACGACCUGGCCGUGGAGAUGCACGAGCCCUACACCUUCCUCAACGGGCUCACCGUGGCCGACAUGGAGGACCUGCUGGAGGACAUACAGGUGUACAUGGAGCUGGAGCAGGGCAAGAACGCUGACUUCUGGCGGGACAUGACCACCAUCACGGAGGAUGAGAUCGCCAAGCUCCGCAAGCUGGAGGCCUCGGGCAAGGGCCCAGGCGAGCGGCGAGAAGGGGUCAACGCCUCGGUCAGCUCCGACGUGCAGUCGGUCUUCAAGGGGAAGACGUACAGCCAGCUGCAGGUCAUCUUCCAGGGCAUCGAGGGCAAAAUCCGGGCCGGGGGCCCCAACCUGGACAUGGGCUACUGGGAGAGCCUGCUGCAGCAGCUCCGCGCCCACAUGGCACGCGCCAGGCUCCGCGAGCGGCACCAGGACGUGCUGCGGCAGAAGCUGUACAAGCUGAAGCAGGAGCAGGGCGUGGAGAGCGAGCCGCUGUUUCCCAUCCUCAAGCAGGAGCCCCCAUCCCCCGGCCACAGCCUGGAGCCUGAGGACCCCGCUCCGACCCCGCCCGGGCCCUCCUCCGAGGGGGGAUCGGGGGAGCCAGAGGCCGAGGUGGCAGCCCCGGCGGAGGGCGAGGCAGACGGGGAGGCCGUGCUCAUGGAGGAGGACCUGAUCCAGCAGAGCCUGGACGACUACGACGCGGGCAAGUACAGCCCCCGGCUGCUCUCGGCGCACGAGCUGCCGCUGGACGCGCACGUGCUGGAGCCGGACGAGGACCUGCAGCGCCUGCAGCUGUCCCGGCAGCAGCUGCAGGUCACAGGGGACGCGAGCGAGAGCGCCGAGGACAUCUUCUUCCGCCGGGCCAAGGAGGGCAUGGGCCAGGACGAGGCGCAGUUCAGCGUGGAGAUGCCGCUGGCGGGCAAGGCCUACCUGUGGGCCGACAAGUACCGGCCGCGCAAGCCGCGCUUCUUCAACCGCGUGCACACGGGCUUCGAGUGGAACAAGUACAACCAGACGCACUAUGACUUCGACAACCCGCCACCCAAGAUCGUGCAGGGCUACAAGUUCAACAUCUUCUACCCCGACCUCAUCGAUAAGCGCUCCACGCCCGAGUACUUCCUGGAGGCCCGCCCGGACAACAGGGACUUCGCCACGCUGCGCUUCCACGCCGGGCCGCCGUACGAGGACAUCGCCUUCAAGAUCGUCAACCGCGAGUGGGAGUACUCCCACCGCCACGGCUUCCGCUGCCAGUUCGCCAACGGCAUCUUCCAGCUCUGGUUCCACUUCAAGCGCUACCGCUACCGCCGGUGACGGCGGGGCGCCCUCACCCCGGACUGCCGCCCCCCCGCCCCGGGCCCCGGGCCCCGCCUGGCCGCGCUCACUCUGCUCACUCUGCCCCGGGGAACCCGCCUGGGAGAGUGCAGGACGGCCCGGGGGCACUGAGGCCCAAGCCCCGCCCCGCGGCGCCCCCCCCCUUGAGCUGGGGUGCCAGGCUUUGGGGGGGGCCGGGAAACUGAGUGCAGGGCAGCGGCAGGACCCCCCCCUCCAGCCCCACGCCCUCUCCCGGGCUGGCCUGUGGUCCGAGGACGUCUCAGAAGGGCUGACCCAGGGGAAACCCGCGCUCUGGUCCCCCAGCGGGUCCGGGAGCCCGGCCUCUGCGCGUGCAGCUGCGGUGCCCCCAUCUGGCCUGGGUGCCCCCCGCCCACGGUGGGACAGCUGUGCUCCUGGAGAUCGGCUCCCGGCCCCCACGGAGCUGCCCCCCGCGUCCCUGCGGCCCGACAGGUGCGGCGCCUCCGGGUGGCGGGCUGGGGGGGAUGGGGGCACCCCAGAAACGUUGCUUCCAGCGUUUUGUUACAAAGAGACGUUUCCUCGUAAGGGCCCCCCACCCCCACCCCACCCAGGCUCGUCGGCCGGCCCACCCAGGCGCCCUGCUCCAUCUGGAAAUAUUUUAGGUGGUUUCUCUAAAAUGACUUUUUUUAGGUGUGGGGAAAUAUCUUAUUUUCACUUAAUUCGUCCAUUCAUGGAGUUGCAUGUUUUUUUAAUAAACGCUUUAUUUUAGAAUA
Messenger RNA from Hyaena hyaena (striped hyena), 3008 nucleotides. It is a transcript of the gene CACTIN, whose product is annotated as cactin, spliceosome C complex subunit. Gene Ontology annotation, cellular component: spliceosomal complex; cytoplasm. Gene Ontology annotation, molecular function: protein binding. Bases 13 to 2256 code for a protein of 747 amino acids. NCBI's taxonomy places the organism in Eukaryota, Metazoa, Chordata, Mammalia, Carnivora, Hyaenidae. The record is from RefSeq and is a predicted model, not a curated record. Gene Ontology annotation, biological process: negative regulation of innate immune response; mRNA cis splicing, via spliceosome. The transcript has 10 exons.